GGACUGCAUUGUUAGCGUUAGUUCUCCGAGCCGUCAAUCAAAACUCUGACCCCGCCCCCUCUUGGCGUCACACGUCUUUCAAGUGACGUCAAAGUGUCUGCAGGUGUUGGAAGAGGCGCAGUAUUGGCGUAAGCGACGCUUAAAACGGCUUUUACGAUGGCUUCAGCUACAGAUAACCGUUAUGGACAAAAGGAGUCUUCCGACCAGAACUUUGAUUACAUGUUCAAAAUCCUGAUCAUCGGGAACAGCAGCGUUGGAAAGACCAGCUUUCUGUUUCGUUAUGCAGACGACUCCUUCACGCCAGCAUUUGUGAGCACGGUGGGCAUCGACUUCAAGGUGAAGACCAUCUACAGGAACGACAAGAGGAUAAAGCUGCAGAUCUGGGACACAGCAGGACAGGAACGCUACAGAACCAUCACCACCGCCUACUACCGUGGAGCAAUGGGCUUCAUCCUCAUGUACGACAUCACCAACGAGGAGUCUUUUGCCGCAGUGCAGGACUGGUCCACACAGAUUAAGACGUACUCAUGGGAUAAUGCCCAGGUGCUGCUAGUGGGCAACAAGUGUGACAUGGAGGAUGAGAGGGUGGUGGCUUCCGAGAGGGGACGACAGCUCUCCGAGCAUCUCGGUUUUGAGUUUUUUGAGGCCAGUGCCAAGGACAACAUUAAUGUUAAGCAAACCUUCGAGCGACUGGUUGACAUAAUUUGCGAGAAGAUGUCAGAGAGCCUGGAUGCCGCCGAUCCUGCAGUGACGGGAGCCAAACAGGGGCCGCAGCUCACGGAGCAGCCCACCGCUCCGCACCAGGACUGCGCCUGCUGAAAAUCCCACGGCUCUAGCUGCACUGCCUUGCACCAACACACAAAAACCACCCAUUUAGGUUUUUGAAAAAAAAUAGAAACAUAAAACCCUCAGUUCCCAUACCGCCGUCUCUGGCCACACCCUCUAGCCCCUCCCCCUCCUCUCCAAAUAAUCAUUUUGACAUCUCAAACUUUAAUGAUAUUUUUUAACCAUUCUGUUUUUAAAGGAAAGCCUUAGCGCAUUUUAAAGGGAUAGUUUACCUAAAAAUUAAAAUUCUGUGAUUAUUUGAUCACCUUCAUGUUGUUCCAAACCUGUAUGAGGAUUGAACACAAAGGACAUUUGAAAAAAUGUGUUUAACCGAACAGUUGCUGGUCCACUUUUACUCACAUAGUAUGGAAAAAAACAACUGUUUGGUGACCAACAUUCUUUAAAAUAUCUUCUUUUGUGUUGAGCAGACAAAAGAAACUCAUAGGGGUUUGGAACAACUUGAGGGACCAUAAGUAAUGACAGAAUUCUCAUUUUUAGGUGAACUAUCCCUUUAAGGGUUUGAUUAGGCCUGAAAUUAUAAUUAAGCCCACAUUAUGUUUUAAAGACUUUAUAAUUAAGCCUAAAUUGAAAUUUUAGGAGUGUGUUAUUAGGCCUUAGUUCGGCAUAGCACAGAAAAUCGGUUAUCUGAAAUAAGUUUUCGAUGCCUUCAUUUUACAUUAUAUUUUAACAUUUUUCUUCUUCUACUCUUCCAUAUCCUUAAAUUAUUUAUGAACAAAUAUAAAAAAGCAAAAUGGACAGAGAUUUCUGUAUAUUUAUUCCAAAAAGUGUACAUAAUAAAUACAGUUCAGUAUUUAAAUAAUACAGUUAGAAAUAUAUAUCUAAAACGUUUUUGUUAUUUUUUUGAAAUUCUGACAAAUAUAAAGAAAGUUAGAGAAGUCAAUGCUGUUCUCAUGGUAAAUCUUUGCAGUGCUCGUCACAAACCUUUCUUGCUUAUUUGUAUCUGUGACAUUGUAUCUUGUUCACUGCCUUGCCUCAUGUAAUUUCAGUCCCGGGACUGGAAGCCAGAUAUCAUACACAAACAUUCCUUAAUGUAAAUUUGCAUGGAAGGAAAUAAAGCCAUUUAGGCAAAUAGUGGUAGCAUUCCUUUCUCAAUGCUUCGUUAGGUCUAGUCAAGUGUAUUUCUAGUCAAAAUCAGAGUUUGAUUUGCGGUCAUGCUGUUGCUUAUUUCAUUAUAACAGCAGACCUACUUACUAUCAACAAUGCUCUUAUACGCUCUCAAAAAUUAGCAAAAGUUACUGAGAUUGUGACUGGCAUUUCCCAUGAUGACUUUUUGGACUGGCGUGUCCUGUGAAAGAUUUUACGUGGCUACCAGGCCUGCAACAAUAAUGCAAAAAUCAGUUUGAAAAAAAAAAAAAAAAAGAAAAAAAGCCCAUGGUAAGUAUUAAUGUUUACAUGUGCAAGAUCCUCCCUGAUUAUUCCUGCAUCUUUCCUUUGCUAUUCUGUCUUCCUUUAGUGAAAACAUACUGUAAAUUACAUUUGAGUCUUUGGUUUUAUGUGUGGACUGUGUUGUAUCGAUUAUGGGCUUU
Cyprinus carpio (common carp) is the source of this 2372-nucleotide messenger RNA. RefSeq names its product ras-related protein Rab-3A. Gene Ontology annotation, biological process: protein secretion; axonogenesis; protein localization to plasma membrane. The record is from RefSeq and is a predicted model, not a curated record. NCBI's taxonomy places the organism in Eukaryota, Metazoa, Chordata, Actinopteri, Cypriniformes, Cyprinidae. Gene Ontology annotation, cellular component: endosome; plasma membrane; axon. Gene Ontology annotation, molecular function: GTPase activity; GTP binding.